This is a messenger RNA of Didymella exigua CBS 183.55, 291 nucleotides long. RefSeq lists its product as uncharacterized. The record is from RefSeq and is a predicted model, not a curated record. NCBI's taxonomy places the organism in Eukaryota, Fungi, Ascomycota, Dothideomycetes, Pleosporales, Didymellaceae. The transcript has a single exon. The annotation marks the transcript as partial.
AUGAGUCACGCUUCCGCAUCGACGUUGGACCACCAAUGGGAUUCUUACGGCAUCCUCAAUGUGCAGCGCGACAGCCGGUGCGUGGGCUGGGCUCCCUCCAUGGGCCGCAAGUGCCGCAACGUUGUCAACUGGCGGGACAUGGAGACUUUCUAUUCCCUCUUGACCGAACUAUCAUCACAGCCCAUGGACCCUAUUGUUCUUCAAACUCGCCUACGGGAGCUAGCAUCGUUGGGACUGUGCAGACAAGUUCACCGCCGCGCGCAAAUCGACCGCAUGGUCGAUACCUGGACG